This is a messenger RNA of Sinocyclocheilus rhinocerous, 1632 nucleotides long. Its product is annotated as cAMP-dependent protein kinase catalytic subunit alpha-like. The record is from RefSeq and is a predicted model, not a curated record. The transcript is spliced from 8 exons. Gene Ontology annotation, biological process: protein phosphorylation. The coding region runs from base 727 to 1632 and encodes 301 amino acids. Gene Ontology annotation, molecular function: protein kinase A regulatory subunit binding; ATP binding; cAMP-dependent protein kinase activity. Gene Ontology annotation, cellular component: cAMP-dependent protein kinase complex; cytosol; nucleus. Lineage: Eukaryota; Metazoa; Chordata; Actinopteri; Cypriniformes; Cyprinidae.
UGCGGGGGUGGGAUAAAAUCCUGCAGAUUGAUAGCGUUUGGCCAAUCAUCGCUCUCCCUGCGUUGGAUUGCUGAGCUCUUGUCCAAUCAGCUGCGCGCUCUGCAAGCGCGUCACAAGCGUAACGGCCAAUAGGCAUCGCGUAGAUCUCGCUGAAGCAGGAGUUCCCUGUAGCUGUGGAUUGAGGAUUAAUGGAAGGGCUCUGACUGCCGAAUUAUGCGAGCUACAUAGCGCACACGACCGAAUCGCUUCAUCAACAUAAACAAGCAAACGAUCACGCUACCGAAAAGGUGCGGCGAAGUCGGCGUGCUGCGACCGGAAUCGCGCGCGGACGGUGAAAACAAGGGCUCGUGGCGCUCAAGAGGAAAGUCGAGGGCCUCGCUGAGGGUUAGCAGAGCGAGAGAAGAAGAAGACGGGCUCUUAGUGCUAUUUCAGCGGACCGGACCCGACCCAGGAGAGCUGAGAGACGUUACCAAAACCGAAGCUCUGCAACCAGACAGCUACUGUUAGCUAGCUAGCGCUCGCUCGCUAGCUAGCUAACCAACUAACCAGCUACUAUCAACCUCCAGACUUUAUGUGGUCUGACAGCGUACUGUGAUCCAGCGAGUUAUGAUCAGACACAGCUAGUGCAACGGACGCAGAAAUCGUAUGAGCAGUCAGGGGACGGAGUCUGAAGACAGUUGGCGUCAAGACAAGUCGAUUUAGAUCUGUUAUACCUGGCCUGCAAUCAUGGGCAACGCGCCCACCGCCAAGAACAAGGGCAAUGAGAUGGAGAGCGUUAAGGAGUUUCUUGCUAAAGCCAAAGAAGAUUUCCUAAAGAAAUGGGAGAACCCAGCACAGAAUACUGCAUCUCUGGACCAUUUUGAGAGGUUGAAGACUCUAGGCACUGGCUCGUUUGGACGAGUCAUGCUAGUCAAGCACAAAGAGUCAGGCCAGCAUUUUGCCAUGAAGAUCCUCGACAAACAGAAGGUGGUGAAACUGAAACAGAUAGAACACACACUGAAUGAGAAACGCAUCCUGCAGGCCGUCAGCUUCCCGUUCCUUGUGCGAUUGGAGCACUCGUUCAAGGACAAUACUAACCUGUAUAUGGUAAUGGAGUAUGUUCCUGGAGGAGAGAUGUUCUCUCACUUACGUAGAAUUGGCCGGUUUAGUGAGCCUCAUGCCCGAUUCUACGCCGCCCAGAUAGUUCUGACCUUUGAGUACCUUCACUCACUUGAUCUAAUCUACCGAGAUCUGAAGCCUGAAAACCUGCUCAUAGACCAGCAGGGCUACAUACAGGUAACAGAUUUUGGAUUUGCUAAACGUGUAAAGGGCAGGACCUGGACACUGUGUGGCACACCCGAGUACCUGGCGCCAGAAAUCAUCCUCAGUAAAGGUUAUAAUAAAGCAGUGGACUGGUGGGCUCUGGGAGUGCUGAUCUAUGAAAUGGCUGCCGGUUACCCUCCGUUCUUUGCCGACCAGCCCAUCCAGAUCUACGAGAAGAUUGUUUCUGGGAAGGUGAGCGCUGCGAGAGAUUAUCACAUUAUUUGGUGCUGGAUGUCAUAUAGUGCAGUGGCCACUCUGUACUGCGCACUAGAGAUCUGCUACCCGACCCGAGCCCGAAGGGUCCUGAAAUAUUUUCGGGGUUCGGGUUAA